AGUGCGCAGCAGUGCUCAGCGGGCAGCGACGUCUGUUACACAGGAGGAAUCCACAGUAAACACAGAUUGUCGCCACACCGAGAACGAGCCAGUUAACCAUUACAUGAGCAGAAAGUGAUGUGCUUGUCCCAUCUGGCAUAGUGGGGCACUAUAGCUGAGCCCGCUCCCUGUCCUGUUGCUGUUCCCCCUGAAGACAUCCACCACCACCCCCACCUCCCUUUCUCGUCCUCCACCUCCUCUUCCCCCCCCCAGCUGCCCCUGUGAUGCCUCCCUCGUGCUGUGGCUACCUGUCACAGUACACUCAUCAUCAUCUGGUUGUCUUCCUCCUCACCUUUUUUAGCUAUGUGUUGCUACAUGCGUCCAGAAAGACGUUCAGUAAUGUGAAAGUCAGCAUCUCAGCCCAGUGGACACCAUCUUUCCAGAAUGGCAGCGCACCAGCUUUCUCUCCUGGCGAGACAUGGGAGGAAAACCGUCUGUUUGCAGAUGAGAAGCAGGCCACUUUGUUCCUGGGAGCUCUGGACUCCAUCUUCCUUUUUUCAUAUGCAGUGGGUCUGUAUCUCAGCGGUAUCAUUGGGGACAGAGUGAACCUGCGCUACGUGCUCUGCUUCGGCCUGUGUGGCUCUGCUGUAGUGGAGUUUCUGUUUGGCACUCUCACCGAAUGGCUCCAUAUCUACAACAUCUAUCUGUACUGUGGCCUGUGGGUGCUGAACGGCCUGCUGCAAUCAGCUGUCUGGCCCUGCGUGGUAGCCGUCAUGGGCAACUGGUUCGGCAAGGCGGGCCGUGGCUUUGUGUUUGGCCUGUGGAGUGCUUGUGCCUCUGUAGGCAACAUCCUGGGGGCCUUCCUGGCUUCUAGCGUGCUCAAGUAUGGAUAUGAGUACGCCUUCCUGGUGACCUCAGUGGUGCAGUUUGCCGGGGGGGUGGUGGUGUUCUUCGGCCUACUUACCUCCCCAAAAGAAGUCGGUUUGAGCUUGGAGUCAGAGACUGGACUCAGUCCGGUGGAGAGGGACACAGACAGCCACAGGCCUUUGAUGAGCGACGAGGAGGAUGAGGUGGAGGCAGAGGUGUACGCCAGACAAUACCAGCAGCCGGACGAACCUCUGGCCGAGACUCCUCAAGCCAUCGGCUUCUGCCAGGCUUUCUGUCUGCCUGGAGUGCUACCUUAUUCCCUGGCGUAUGCGUGUCUGAAGCUGGUCAACUACUCCUUCUUCUUCUGGCUUCCUUUCUACCUGAGCAACAACUACGGCUGGAAGGAGGCCGAGGCCGACCGCCUCUCUGUGUGGUAUGAUGUAGGAGGAAUCAUCGGAGGGACCGUUCAGGGUUUGAUUUCGGAUUGCAUGGGAAAGAGAUCCCCUGUGUUGGCCAUGAGCCUGGCGCUGGCGAUGGGAGCCCUGAUGGGAUACAGCCGUUCACCGAAUGACCAGGUGAUAAACGCCGCGCUGUUGGCUACCACGGGCUUCUUCAUCGGCGGCCCGUCUAAUAUGAUCAGCUCUGCCAUAUCUGCUGACCUGGGAAGACAGGGGGCUCUGAGGGGCAAUCAGGAGGCUCUGGCUACUGUCACUGGCAUAGUGGACGGAACAGGAAGUAUAGGAGCUGCAGGGGGACAGUACCUGGUGUCCCUGAUUGAGAGCAAGCUGGGCUGGAUGUAUGUGUUCUACUUCUUCAUCGUCAUGACGGGGUGCAGCAUUGUGUUCAUCAUUCCCUUGCUCUUUAAAGAGGUGCUUGCCAUGUGGAGAGACAGACAAGCGCUGCGGCGCCAGCUGUGAACACGUCCAGCCAUAAUGUUCCUACUCUUAUCAGUGCCAACACAGCAGGGCUGCUCACAAACAGCUGCUUUUAGGUGAGUUUCGCGAGGUGUAAAGAUUUGUGGGACGCUGGUUCUCACAGCCCCGAUGGUUAAGGUGACCUAGAGUUACAGAGCCACCAGUUAAACUCCCACAACGACCAGCGUUUGUCUAUUAACACCCAUGAGAGCAGGCACAGAGUCUUUGAGCACAACACUGAAAUCGUAUCCACUCACUAAAAGCCUAGAAAUGUAAAUGCACACUUCUUUUAGUGUGAACAAGAGGAUUUCUAGGUUUGAGCUGAAGUGCCUGAUUGAAAAAGGCUUUAAAAGGGACCUAGCUGUCCAGUCUGUGAAUUCAGGCCUUGCAGGGCCAUCACAGAAUGUACUACUGUAUAUAUUUUAGGAUUUAAAUUGAUGUAAAAAUCUUUUUAAAAGAGAUGCUCCCAAGUUAAGUUCAAUAAUGCUUGGCCUUUUAGAUCAGAAAUUCUUAACUUAAAGACCCCUUUGGGAUAAUUUGGGUGUCAAGAGUGUCUAAAGAAUGUGAAUAUUAAUUGUAAUGUAGAACUUUUAUUGUCAGCUUUUGUAGAUAUGUAUGAUCUUUUUGUUGUUUUUGGGUCGAGAUAAUGAAUAUUGCACUGUAGUACAGUAGGCAAAGUCUUGAAGAUUUUAGUGAACCACUCAGAUCUUAGCUUGGUUCGCUGCCACUUGAUUUCUCUUGUAUACAGUUUUGUGUAAUCAGGGUUAGAAGCUAUACUGUCUACGGGGACUGGUUCUCUUGAUUCUGAAUAUGUGUCAGUCACUGAUUGAUAUACUGUAUGCUCAUUCCUUUUUCAAGUUUUAGUGUCUGAAGUCACAUGCAAUUGCCAUGAAAACCCCCUCGCACACACACACACACACACACACACACACACACAGUGAUAGAAACACAAUAAGAAAAAUCUACCAUUGUCUGACCCAUUUAGUUUACAGUGUAGCAUGCCUAAUGCACUUUAAAGUGUGAACUGCAUACUGACAUUGCAGAAGAGACACAUUUUGCCUGUUUGUAGUAGAAGCUGCACCUUCUCACGGUUGUUUGGGGAACUUGACUGCCAAUCUGUGUCUGAACAGAUUUAAAUGCCAAUAAAGGUAGAUAACUCAUGAUCAGGGUGGGAAAUGGUCAUAUCGUUAUAACACCAGCCAUAUGCUAGUUAAUAAUUGGGCAGGUUGUCUACUUUACUAGACAAUGUGGUCAGUAACCAGCCAUCAUUUGGGGGGAGAUUGUUUUGGUUCAAAUCAGUAAAAAAAUAGAAUUUGUGAUUCUUUUUCAGCCACUUUGGCCAGUAGACACAACAUUUAGUUUGCUCUGUUGCAUGUCGACCAUUUAAAGUGCUUUUAACAUCUGGGACAUCAGGGCAUCUUUGUAUUAUCAUUACUGGUAUGAGAUGUGUUUCUUAUGCUAAACCAACAGCACUGGAGCAUAACAUGAGACUACACCCUCGAUGUCUCUGAACUUGCAAAGUGUAAUAGAAUGUAAAUUGAAAUGUUUGUGGAAUGUGUAACCCUGUCUGUGGUGUAUUUAUUUUGUUUUAUUUUUUAUUUAUGUGUACUUUUUGAGUUUUAACUCGUGUAAAUGCACAUUUUCCUUUUAAAUAAAUGAAAGUUACAUUUGGCAAA
Molecule: messenger RNA, 3436 nt
Organism: Sander lucioperca (pikeperch)
Lineage: Eukaryota; Metazoa; Chordata; Actinopteri; Perciformes; Percidae
Gene: slc37a3
Product: solute carrier family 37 member 3
Exons: 14
Coding region: 264-1763 (499 amino acids)
Biological process (GO): transmembrane transport
Cellular component (GO): endoplasmic reticulum membrane
Molecular function (GO): transmembrane transporter activity
Source: RefSeq, a predicted model, not a curated record